Messenger RNA from Leptinotarsa decemlineata (Colorado potato beetle), 697 nucleotides. Its product is annotated as trypsin II-P29. Gene Ontology annotation, molecular function: serine-type endopeptidase activity. Gene Ontology annotation, biological process: proteolysis. Lineage: Eukaryota; Metazoa; Arthropoda; Insecta; Coleoptera; Chrysomelidae. The record is from RefSeq and is a predicted model, not a curated record.
UAUUCUGGGAAUAAUAGCAACCCAAUCGAUCACAGAUCAUUUUCAUCAACAUGUACUUCAAACUAGGUUGUAUUGUCUGGAUUUCAAUUGUUUUAGCUAACAGUGCUUCCAAUCUAAAAAUCAUAGGAGGCGAACCGGCAGAUAUCAAAGACUAUCCAUACAUAGUGAGCUUGUAUUAUAAUCAUGACUAUUGGUGUGACGGGUCUAUUUUGGAUGAAUACACCAUUCUUACUGCAGCACAUUGUGUUAUUGAAUCGCAAACACCUGGGGAUUAUUUUAUCUUAUAUGGAAACACAAAUGUUAGCUCAGGUAAUAAAAUGCAGAUCACCAGAUUGAUACAUCAUGCAGACUUCAUCAUCGAACCACCCUAUACAUACGACAUAGCAAUAAUCAAGCUCACCGAACCAAUUUCAUUCGGAGAGACUGCUCAGCCCGUGAAGCUACCCAAACCACACGAAAGCACACCAGCCAACAAAACAGCUUCAUUAGCAGGUUGGGGCGAAAACGAUGCAUUUACUACUCCAGAAAAUCUGCAUGCGGUGAAUCUCACCAUUUUCAGUGAUGAAGAGUGCGUGGACAGUUACCAUGAUAUCGAAGAAGGUGGAGUUAAUCCUGAGACUGAACUAUGUGCUGGAGUUCCAGAAGGUGGAAAGGGGUCGUGCCAUGUUAGUAUAAAAUGAAAAUACUAUCAAAAAUA